AUGUCAAGUGAUGAACAAAUUCCUGUUGAGGCCGACGUUGAAAAUGUCAAGGAAUUCGAUAACACAGAAGCAUCGAAUGAAGAUAGUGUCAAUGAAGUGAAUGAUGACGAACAGGUUCCACAAUCGAAUGAACAACCAACAACAGAAAAAGAAGAUAAUAAAUCUGAAACAACAGCAAGCGAACAAGAAGCAACAAAUGAUGAUGGUGAUGAUGAAAUUAAAGUUAAUAAUACUAAUAAACGAGAUAUUGAUGAAGUUGACAAAGAUGAUGAACAUAAAAAUGGUCAAUCCCACGAUGAUGACGAGGAAGCUAUUGUAUCAACAACAACAACAAACAAAAAAGUUAAAAUUAUUGAUCCAUUAGCAAAUGAAAAUGGUGGAGAUUCUGAUGAAACUUCAUUCUCAAGCGCGAAAGUGCCUAACGAAGAGCUAACUGUUGUUUAA
Messenger RNA from Rotaria socialis, 444 nucleotides. The record is from the annotation of a GenBank genome assembly. NCBI's taxonomy places the organism in Eukaryota, Metazoa, Rotifera, Eurotatoria, Philodinida, Philodinidae.